AUGUGUAGCUGGCGGGACAGAAAGCCGGUUAGAAGUCCUAAUGCCCAAAAAAUAGCUGAUCGACGAAUCGGUCGUAAAAUGUUCUUUGAAGGUCCACUGCUGGCUGAAAACCACGAGCCACAAGGCGAGGCCUUGUCCGCUCUGAGAACCGUCGGAGGCGAGUCUCGACUUUAUAGACCACUUGGGGGUAAUGGGAGCGGCACCGGGAGGAAGGGCAAAUCCCGUGAUGUAGAGGUGCGCUCGGCGCCUCUGACUCGGCUGACAUGUGAUUGCCACUCGGGUAUUUUGCGACCUCUCGGUAAGAAGAUGGCUGGAGGCCAUUGGAGGGAGAUUGGAGUCAGGAGCCCUCGAUCAGCAGCGUCUUGUCUACGUCAGCGCGCCUCGCGGCUUCGCGCCUUGCGCCACCUUGUGACCGGCCCGCCGCCGCCCGCAGCGCCCAGCCCAGCGCCUCGCCGCCUUGCGCCCGGCCGCUGCCCGCCCACGCCGCCACCAUGGCCUUGCCCGGCCAACCGCCCGCCCGCCCACCUCGGCUCAUGUGACCCGGCCGCCCAAUGGCGCCUACGCGCCUUGACCGCCAGCGCCGCGCGUCCAGUAGCAUACCUUAACGUCAGUAGCGCCGCCUCUACCCGUCCAGCGCCCCGCGCCCAGCGCCAAAUCCUCGGCCCUCGAGGCGGUGGUAGCGGCAGCAGCGUGGUAGCGGCGCCAGAGCCAGCCAGCGGCGUGAAGUGGCCCAGCGGCAAGCCUUACAACAGCCGGCGGAUCGGCGGCGCGGGAAGGGCCGGUUUAAAGCUCGCUUCUGAUCUGGUAUUGGGAUUGAAAAGAUUAAAAUGA
Molecule: messenger RNA, 831 nt
Organism: Dioscorea cayenensis subsp. rotundata (Guinea yam)
Lineage: Eukaryota; Viridiplantae; Streptophyta; Magnoliopsida; Dioscoreales; Dioscoreaceae
Exons: 3
Coding region: 1-831 (276 amino acids)
Source: RefSeq, a predicted model, not a curated record